AGUCCCGUUAGACACAGUAGAAGAAGCUGAGAGAAUCCUUUAUUUUAGAGGGCGCUGGGCUGUGAGAGCAUCAGAUACUGAGGCAGCAAAAGUGAAAGAGGUGGCAGUAGCUGACUGAAACUAGAGAGGGAACCGAAAGGAAAAUAAAACGGUUGGCAUCUUUUUAAGUCUUAAAGAAGAACAAUAUAAGAAGAUAACUAAAGAAGAAACAUAGUGAAGUAACAAAGAGAGCAAGCUAGGGGGAUACAAAAGACGACCAAACAAGGAGAAGGAGCGAGAGGAACGGAAAGGUGGGGAACAGCCCGACUGGAGAAAAGUUGUUUGAUAGCAAACAGUAGCAUUGUCACUGGGUGUGAGGGGCUGUGUCACGGGAAGCAGCAGCAUGUCUCUGUCUGUGCCACAUAAUGGAGUGCAAGAGGACAAAGACAACAUCAUUGAACUCUUUGUUAAGGCUGGAAUUGAUGGUGAAAGCAUUGGAAACUGUCCUUUCUCUCAAAGACUCUUUAUGAUCUUGUGGCUAAAGGGUGUCGUAUUUAAUGUAACAACUGUUGACUUAAAAAGAAAACCAGCAGAUUUGCAAAACCUGGCUCCAGGAACGCACCCGCCUUUUAUAACGUACAACCAUGAAGUGAAAACAGACGUUAAUAAAAUAGAAGAGUUCUUGGAAGAAGUUUUAUGUCCUCCAAAAUACCGAAAGCUAGCAGCACAGCACCCUGAGUCUAACACAGCUGGCAUGGACAUAUUCGCAAAAUUCUCAACUUACAUCAAGAAUUCUCGACCAGAUACCAACGAAGCUCUAGAACGAGGCCUUCUUAAGACCCUCCAGAAGCUUGAUGACUAUCUGAAUUCUCCCCUACCCGAUGAGAUUGAUGAGAACAGCAUGGAGGACAUCACUUCUUCUAACCGCAAAUUCUUAGAUGGAGAUGAAAUGACUUUAGCUGACUGCAACUUGCUGCCAAAACUUCACAUUGUAAAGGUGGUGACCAAAAAAUAUCGUGGUUUUGAUCUUCCCAAAACCAUGACAGGAAUCUGGCGAUAUCUGAGCAAUGCUUACAGCAGGGAUGAAUUUACCAACACGUGUCCAGGAGAUCGCGAGAUUGAGUUAGCCUACGCGGAUGUAGCCAAGAGACUCACCAAGUGAACUGUGUCCUAUACCAAGAAAAAGCCUUUAUUCCCACUUAGCAUCUGAAAAGAAGACACUUGGGAAAAAAAACUCUCAACCUCACAGCCAAACCUCAACUAUGUUUUAAUAUUCUUUUUCACUCUGUCUCAUUCAGCGACUGAGCUCAUCACAGAAGGAGACUGAUAUUUAGCCCAUAAAGGUUGAUGGGUUAUUAAACAAUACUAAGUGCAGUUUUAAGGCUGUAGUAUAUUUUGUAAACAAGUUGCUUUAUGACAUAUGUAAUGGAUUUAAUACAGUUACAUGCAGCUUUUAAUAGACAGUAUAAGAACCCUUUAGUACACUACAACACCACUGCAUGGAUAUCCCCUAUAAAAUAUUGAAAUCCUUCAUUUUUAAAAGGUUAAGUGGCUUAUUUAUUCUGACAAUGUUCAAUAUUUUAUUACUAAACCUCCAUUUAUGCUGUACCCUGUAUUGUUUGUUGAAAAGAAACGUGUUUAUGUUUGCGUUAAGGCGGCAGAGUACUGUGUGUGUACUCUUUACUGGCACAGUAAUUAUAGAUGCUAAUAAUAAUGCGUGUUGUACUGGUAUGACAGAAACACACAUAUGCCAUUUUUGGCAAAAUGCAGUGAGAUUAGACGGUUUAUAGGCUCAUACAGUGUACAGUUAUUGGAAGGAUUUUUAUGUUUUAUUUUAUUUUUAUAAAGGACUGCUCUAUUAAAUCCCUGGAGGAUUGUGUCAGAAGAUACAUUUCACUUAUUAAUUUCUUUCAUAAUUACAAUAGAGCAUACUAUUUUAAACAACUUUCUAAUUUGUGUCUAAUCAAAUUUGCUUAAUUUUCUUGGUAUCCUUUGUUGAAGGAGCAGUAAUGCAUUACUGGGAGAUGUCUAAAGUAAUAAAAUUCCCUUGACAGUGCAAACUAGCAAUUUUGCAUACACACAUCCUCAAAUUCUUAUUUCCACCUCUCUCAUAAACAAUUAGGUAACUCGGUAACAGGUCAUGAGUCCACAUACAAGUAUAGUACAUCCCAUGAUAUCACAGUCGAGGUCACGGGUUCAGCAACGUUUACACCAGCCUUCUUAGUUGCCGGCCGCUAAUAGUCCAUGAAUGAAUUCUGUUAUUGACGGUUCUUUGCCCAAUCUCUAAUCACUGGGUACACAUGCACCCGAUACAUUUAGGAUUUAGCAGGCAAAUAUGCAAAUAAGCAAAAGCUGGGUAAUGGUAUUUCAUACCUCUUAGGCUUCAGAGCCCUUGCUCCUUAUCCAUCCAACUCCAUAUUUGCUUAGGCUGCUUCCUUGUACCGCCGUUUACGUGCCUUUCUAUGUGUCUGUUCCACCUGUGUUCACAUGCGAUCCUCGUGGCCCACGCUGAUGAUGUCACCACUAUUCCCAGGACCUCCUGUCAUGUAUCCCUGUUACCUGUCCCUAUUCGGUGGGGAUAAUCGGAGGGGUUGUGUCCCUCACUUCAGCUGUGCUCACUCCUUCUAUCAAUAAGUUAUAAGGGGAAGAUUCCAUGAGAGCACAGUGGGUUAAAAAUAAAACAUAACUUUGGCAUAAAACAAGUUAGUAUAUGCGACAAAUGGGAAAUCUCUGGCCAUCAGCAUAGCCCACUGUGCUCCUUAUGGAAUCUUCUUUCUUAUUACUGGGAGAUAGCUGAGCACAUCCGGUUAGCCAAUGGCAAGUGGCAUAUAUGUGCAGCCAAUAAUCAACUACCUCUCAGUAGUGCAUUGCUGCUUCUGAACCUACCUAGGUAUGCUUUUCAACAAAGGAUACCAAGUGAACUGAGCAAAAUAUAUCAUAGAAAUAAAUUGGAAAGCUGCAUGCUCUAUCUGAAUAAACUUUUCUAUGUAUAAAGCAUCUCCUCAACCUGUUUCUAUAACCUCUUAAUUUAGCAUUAUAUAAUUCUCUUAUUUCUUAAAUAAAUCAUCCCCAUAAUUGCUUUUAUUUGUGCUCAUUUCCCAAAAGUAAAUAAGUUACUAGGUUAUUUUAGGGUUUAUUAAUGAUCCAUGUACUGUACAUGUCAAUUAAAUGGACAUUGUACACUGAAAUGAGUAAAAAAAACAAAAUUGAAAACCGCCUUACCAUUUGGUUUUGCCAAUCAAUCUGAUGUAUUUAUUUGUAAUGAGACCUCAUAAGAUUUACACUUUUAAUUGAAAUUACACUCCUAGUUCAUUGUAAACCAUCAUCAUGAUUUUUUUGAUGUGGCGUAAUCAGAUCGCUCCAUUUACUGGCAACAAGGUAAGAUCCACUUUAGCACAGAUAUGAGUGUGAGCUCCAGGGCAGUAUUAGGCAGGCAUAUUUGAUUGGCUAUUAGGCAUGUAACAGUAUUAGGCAGGCAUAUUUGAUUGGCUAUUAGGCAUGUAACACUUUUAUUCAGUGUCUCUUCUGCCAGAUGGUCUUAUUGCAGGAUGUUAUUUAAUUAGGCUGACCAUAUUGCCGCUUUAAGAAGGAACACAUAUGAAAAAUACAUAUGUGAGGGUUCUUAUACAAAACCAUUUCUUUAAACAGCCUUGACAUAUGUAUUUUUCAUAUGUGUCCCUUUUUAAAGCGGCAAUAUGGUCAGCCUAUAUUUAAUAUUAUUGUUAGUUUACAUGCAUUCUUAUUUUUUGUCAUGGGCUAUACUGCCAGUUUUUGCUGUCACUUAAAGGGACUGACAACCCAAAAUAUUUAUUUCAUAAUUUAGACAUAACAUGUUAUUUUAAACAACUUUCUAAUUUACUCCUAUUUUCUUACUUGCUUCAUUCUCUUGGAAUCCUUAUUAGAAGAUGAUAUCUAGGUAGGCUCAAAAGCAGCAAUGCAUUACUGUGAGCUAGCUGCUGAUUGGCGGCUGCACAAAAAUGCCUCUUUUAAUUGGUUCAUCAGAUGUGUACAGUUUGCUCCCAGUAGUGCAUAUCUGCUCCUUCAACAAAGGAUACCAAGCGAAUGAAGCUAAUUUGAUAAUAGAAACAAAAAAAAAGUUGUUUAAAUUUGCAUGCUCUAUUUUAAUCAUGAAAUAAAAAUGUUGGGUUUUAUGUCCCUUUAAGUACAAUGGGGCCUAUUUAUUAAUGUGCGAGCGGACAUGAUACAAAGUAGCGUAUCAUGUUCGCUGCACAUCGAUAAAUACCGACAGCAUUUAUCAUUGCACCAGCAGUUCUUGUGAACUACUGGUGCAAUGCCACCCCCUGCAGAUUUGCGGCCAAUUGACCGCUAGCUGGGGGUGUCAAUUAACCCGAUCUUAUUCGAUCGGGUUGAUUUCUGUCCAUGGCCUCAGAGCAGGCGGACAAGUUAUGGAGCAGUGGUCUUUAGACCGCUGCUUCAUAACUUCUGUUUCCGGCGAGCCUGAAGGCUCGCGCGGAAACAGAGGCAUCAAGCGCCAUUCGGAGCUUGAUAAUUCAGCCCCAAUGUCCCUUUUAUGAGGGAAAUACUAGGUAUUUAAUAAAGCAUAACUUUCUGAAUCUCCCCCCACUGUUUUCCAUUAUCCUUUACCUGUAACUCAUCAUUUAGCUCUUCACCCUGUCUACCAGUGAGGCCUAGAUCAAUAAUAGUUCUGUUACAUCUUCAGUACAACCCCAAGCACACAGCACAUGAGUAUCCGUACCACAAAACCAUCUCUCAUUGGCUGUUUUUUCUUACGUGUAACAUACUACAGAAACAAACACGUUUAUAAAAAUAAGUGGUUUUGCCAUUGAUGUCUAGAGAGAUGCUUUCUGAUCGUUGCUAUGCUUCCUAAGGCAAAAGACAGUUGUAUACAUCUAAAAUCAAAUUCAUCAAAUAUUUUGUCUUUUGUACAUUAUUUGCUGACUAACACAAAAACAUUAUAUUGUUGUUGUUUUUUACUUAGAUUAUCAGAACAAUAAGGAAACAAUCUCACUGCCUUACUGUCUGUCUGCCUUUCUAUCUGUCUAUCCAUAACAUUACAUUUUUGCUUAAAGGGACAGUAAAGUCAAAAUUUGAACUUUCAUGUUUCAGAGAGCAUGCGAUUUUAAACAACUUUCCAAUUUACUUCUAGUAUCAAAUUUGCUUUGUUCUCUUGAUAUUCUUUGUUGUAGUCUUUAGCAGCAGUGUUAAGCAAAAUUGAUACUAGAAAUAAAUUGGAAAGUUUUUUAAAAUUGUAAACUCUAUCUAAUCAAUUUUAGUUUAAUUUUGACUUUACUGUCCCUUUAAGGUUAUAGUCUCUCUGUGUUAAAAAAAUGCUGAUAAAUUAUACAGCAUAUCACACAGCAUACACAACACGCAAGAAAAACUAAUUUAUUAACUAAAUAACACCACAUAAAUGAUGCCUUAUACAUUUUCUAUUUGCAGUAAAACACCAAAGAGUUUUUUAACAGUAUCAGUCAUGGGAAAUAUUUGCUAGACCUCUCAUCUACAUUCAGUGUGAAAGUCACUUCCAUGCUUUGUAUUAUGAAACAUGCAACAGUAUCUUGAUUAUCUUGUUAAAUUGCAAUUUUGUUUUCUUGCCUUUUAUGUUUGACUGUUUAUUAAAAGACUUUAAACUAAUUUGUGGAGAAACAUAAAAAUAUAAAGUGUUUUUUUUACAAUUAGACUACAUCUCUUCAAAUAAAGAUUUUCCUAAAAUCAUUUUUUUCUAACACCAAGGUAUUUAAAGGGGCACAUAUUUACCUGUGUUUGAGCAAGGAUGAAUUCAUGACACAAAGACUUAACACUACUUACUGCUUGUUUAGCACAGUGAACAACUCCUUGUGAUAAUUCUACAGCAAAACAUGACUACAGAUAUCAGGGCUUUCUUUUGAGGCAGAAAUAAAUAUUUAAAGGGACAGGAAAUGCAAAAUGUAUCUUUCAAGAAUCAGUCAGAGCAUAGAAUUUAAAAAUAAGAGCUUUACAAUUUACUUCUAUGAUCAAAUUUGCAUUCACAUGGUUUUCUUUGUUGAAGAGAAUGCCUAGGUAGGUUGUGUGUGUUUGAAGCAUUACAAAUCACAUUGUUAAAAGUAUUCUUGCAAAACUGCUCCCAUAUAUUGUCCAAAAUGAGUGCACUCUCCUGAGCCUACUUAACUGCUUCUCAUCAAAGGAUACCAAGAGAAUGAAGUACAUUUGGCAAUAGAAGUAAAUUGUACAUUGUAUCUCAAUAAUGAAUGAAGACAUUUUUUGAAUUUAAUGUCUCUAUAAACUGACUUAUAAAAUACCAAACUCAUGCUAGGCGUUCAACCAUUUGAUAAAUGUUUAUGUUUACCUUUUACAGUUUUAAAAAAGUAUCGUUUGUUUAACAUUUGUUAUUGUUAUAAUGCAAGCUGACGACCAUACAUUAUUUUUUCCAGAAAAGAAAAAUCUGCUUUUAUCAAUAGUACAUUUUCCAGCAAAACUGAAACCUUUAUAACUGUAUAUCACUAUAUUAAUUAUCUCUAAACUCCAUAUCAGUUUUAACCACAUUAAUCUGCUUUACAGUGCUAAAUGCUGUACCCAUGGUUUACAGUAAAAUUAGUUGUUUUAUCUUUACCUGAAAAAUGAUUUUGAACAUUAAGCUUUCUUUAUUUAUUGGAACAUUGCCCGCAUAUUUUAGAUUGGCUAUUAUUUAUACAGGAAUUUGCUUCUCUUACAUCUAUGACUGUAAUCGCAGCAAUUUAUAUAUUUUUUGUACUAUAACAAUACAUUUGUUUCACGAUUUUAAAAGUAGGAAUAGAAUGCAGCAGAUUAACCAAAUAUUGUUUUUCUACAAUUGUAUUUUAUACUGAAGCGAGAAUAUUAUGUAUGAUUUGACUUUAUUGCUAUCUUGUAAUUCAGUUUAAAACCAUUAAUCACUAUUUAUCUGGUGUGUAAAGUAUAAAAGACAUCCAUAGCCCAAUAACUUUAUAUAUGUAUGUAUGCUAUGUGCAUUACACAAACGUCAUUGGCUGCCAUUUUGUACUGCCUUAGAUAUCAAAACUAUCCUUAAUUAUAGAUAAAAAUAGUCUUUUCAUACAAUAUAUUUGUAUUGAUAUCAGGUAAAAAGUGUUAGAAUACAAAUACAGCUGAACUCCAUAGGCUGCUCAAAAACGGGUAAGAUAAAAAAUAAUCAGUUAACAGUAAUUUGCAUUGCAGUGUGUCCUGAUGGAUUAAUUGCUGCAAAUGGGACUUGUGUUUUACAAAAUGGCUGUCCAAAAGUAAAUACUAUAAGUUAUUUUGUUGUUGCUUUGUUUUUUUAAACAUACCCUGAUAUUGAUGGUCUGCUUUAUUAACAAAUAAAGUGAUUUUAUCAUAAAUAA
Messenger RNA from Bombina bombina (fire-bellied toad), 7295 nucleotides. It is a transcript of the gene CLIC4, whose product is annotated as chloride intracellular channel 4. NCBI's taxonomy places the organism in Eukaryota, Metazoa, Chordata, Amphibia, Anura, Bombinatoridae. Bases 383 to 1141 code for a protein of 252 amino acids. The record is from RefSeq and is a predicted model, not a curated record. The transcript has 6 exons.